AUGUCAGGAAGCCUCUCCUGUGUGUUUGGUCUCUUGUUUUCAGGCUUGGGAUGGAAUGAGAUGCAUAUUGAAUUUACUGUGACUAGCGUGACCCGGGGACAGGUUGAUUCUUCUCGCCGGUCCCUUCAAGAUCAACCCUUCAAGAUCAAUGGUGUUCCUCUCUCUGGGGUUAAUGUUCAUAAAUUUGAUGACAAGUACUUUUCCAAGGAUGCCAAGAAACCUCAACAAAAGUGGACGUUAAUGUUGAUAAAUUUGAUGACAAGUUCAUUUUCAAGCAUGCCAAAAAGAAGAAAACAAAGGGUCUCAAUUGGUAGCUCAACAAAAGUGGACGUCUAUGGUUUCCAAGGAUUUCAAGGAGAGGGUCUCAACAAGAGUGGACUUCUCUGGUUUUAA
Molecule: messenger RNA, 393 nt
Organism: Sphenostylis stenocarpa
Lineage: Eukaryota; Viridiplantae; Streptophyta; Magnoliopsida; Fabales; Fabaceae
Source: the annotation of a GenBank genome assembly